AUGGAUCUAACUUUCAUCCUGUCCGCUGCCAUCUUCACUCUCCUCGCCAUCGUGGUCGCCACCUCGCUGCUCAGCGGCUCCUCGCCCACGGCGGAGUUCGCCAACGCGUAUUUCGGACACCGGGGAGGAGACGCGUCGGCACCGGGAGUAGAUCCGCCGAGGCUGAACGGCCACGUACCGGACGGGAAGAGCAAGAACAACAAGAAGAGCAAGAAGGCGGAGGACGACUGGUGUGAGAUGAGCGGCAGCGCACACGACCACUGGGAUGUGGUGAAAUCUGUGCUUUCAGAGGAGGCACAUCCUCAUCCUCACACUGAAGAACUGGCAACCCCAGUUGAGCACUCCUCCUCCUCCACGUCCAUGAGCUUAGAGGUAGACUCGCCGCCCGGGGCCUCGUCAGGGAGGGGCCGUAGGUCAUUCAUCGGGCUCUCUGAAAAGGAGCUCAUAAAGUGUGCUUUCUCUUACCCCCAGACUGAAGGAGCCACAGAGAGCCCGGGGAUCAACGAUAAAGUCGAAUCAAAUGACAGCGAGUGCUUGAAGUACAUCCCCGGAAAGGCGCGAUCCCACCACUUGCAAGUGAUGAUGUCCUCGGAGGAGCUGCAGGAGGAGCAGAGGGUGCAACGUGAGCAGCUGUGCGCCAUCUUCCAGCUGCUGAAAGACAACAAGGAGACGUUUGGGGAGGUGUCCGAGGGAGACAUGGAGGAGCAGCUCAGACUCUACUCCAUCUGAGACUCUUGGUGUUGUUGUUUUUUGGGGGGGCGAUCCGGCCUCUGAUUGCAGUCUUUUAAAAACCUGUGAGCGCUACUGCAGGACUACUCCAGUGCAUCUCAAUAAACGACGUGUUCACAGUAUUUCAACGCAGCUGUACAGUCCACUCAACAACCAGCUCUCCUUCUUUUUAAUAUUGUUUUAUUGUGCUGUUGUUACCAUUCAUCCAACCAUCAACGUGAAGACUAAACCAAAAGCAGCUGGACUCUUUUUUUUUCCAGCCCAAAAAGGAUUUUCUAGCUAUCGUAUGACUGAAAAUGUUAAAAAUAUAUUAGUUUUAUAUUAUAAUAAAGAAAAUGUGUUUCUUUUGUAUUUCAAUGUUAUGUUCAUUAAAUCUAACAGGUACAAAUCCUGUAAAGUUCCUUCUGCUUAAUAAAACUCUAUUGUGUAAUAAACCA
Messenger RNA from Dicentrarchus labrax (European seabass), 1166 nucleotides. Its product is annotated as matrix-remodeling-associated protein 7-like. The record is from RefSeq and is a predicted model, not a curated record. NCBI's taxonomy places the organism in Eukaryota, Metazoa, Chordata, Actinopteri, Moronidae. The transcript has 4 exons. Bases 1 to 729 code for a protein of 242 amino acids.